Miscanthus lutarioriparius is the source of this 888-nucleotide messenger RNA. NCBI's taxonomy places the organism in Eukaryota, Viridiplantae, Streptophyta, Magnoliopsida, Poales, Poaceae. The record is from the annotation of a GenBank genome assembly.
AUGUGGGAGUCGCUCUUCGCCGAGCAAAUGGGCGCCUCGGGGGGUGACUUCCUGAUGUUCUCUCCUAGGAGGGACUUCACGGCAACCGGAAGCCCUAGGAGGUACUUCGUGGUCUCCUCUCCCAAGAGAGACUACAUGGUGUCUUCCCCAAAGAGGGACUACAUGAUGUCUUCACCGAGGAGGGACUUCAUGGUGUCAUCCCCCAAGAGGGAGUACAUGGUGUCCUCACCUCGGAGAGACUCUUCCCCAAAGGCGAUCACCCUUCUCGGCCAACCUCUUGACCCACAAGGCGUCCACCAGCAGGGGGGCUACGCGCAUGGACUAGAUCGGGAAAGCCCGCUGCACAAGGUGUACAUCAACAACGCCCACAGCAACAGCGGCAAGCAGAGCACCGGCCCGUCGUCUCUCUCGUGCUCGUCGUCCUACGGCCAUGGUGAGAACCUGUCCCUGCCGUCCAUGGAACCCUCCUUCCUCGACGACUACAAGUACAAGGAGGGAGGUUACCUAGGGUACCAGCAGAUGCUGGGGAAGCAGGCGGCGGCCGGAAUAAUGCAGAACGGUGGGAGCUCCGCCACAGUCACCACGGUGGCUCCUCCUUCGUCCUCUCAGCUGCCGACGCUGUCGGAGUGCCUGGCCAUGCCGGAGCCAGCCUACGUAGGUGCAGAGGAGGCGGCCGCAGCAGCGGCAGCCGCCGCCGGGCUCCAGAUGGGCGUCGGCUUGACGUCUGACUUGUACUACGCAGCACAGUUUGGAGGCGGCGGCGAUGGCUUGACGACGUUGCAGCACCAGAUGGCCAAAUCUGAUCAGUGGGCAGCUGCAGCAGACUCAUCCCUGCACAGCAUGCUGGGUUCAGUCAUCCAAGCAGAGGCCGAACAGGUUUGUAGCUAG